Messenger RNA from Tarenaya hassleriana, 1844 nucleotides. RefSeq lists its product as uncharacterized. Gene Ontology annotation, molecular function: protein binding. The transcript is spliced from 14 exons. The record is from RefSeq and is a predicted model, not a curated record. NCBI's taxonomy places the organism in Eukaryota, Viridiplantae, Streptophyta, Magnoliopsida, Brassicales, Cleomaceae. The coding region runs from base 99 to 1670 and encodes 523 amino acids.
GAGGUUUACGCGACCGAACUGUUCUGCGUCUCCGUCGUCUGUUUCAGUUUUUCAUUUCUCAGCAGAUCCAUAUCCUCUUCUUCCCUGUUUCUCCUCUCAUGGCGACCCCCAUCGACGAACCUCGCUUGGAGAAUGGAACCGCACCGGAGUCCGAAUCCGACCAGAAUCUGACCGCUGAACCUCACUCCGACCACGAUCCAGUACCCGAAAUCGUUGCCCAGCAAUCGGAACCGAACUCGGGGUCAGAUCCCGAGGCGAAGCCGGAAGAAGAACAACCGAAGAUAAUCAUUGCGGAUCGUACGGCUGAAGGAUCUGAGGAUAAUCCGAUCCCGUCGACGGAUGCCGACAAGGAAUCCUCCAAUGCCCAGCAAUCGCGACCCGUUCUCACAAAGGACGAAGGCAACAAGACAUUCACCAUGAGAGAGCUGCUCAGCGAAUUAAACAGCGAGGAAGGAGAUGGCAGUGCUCACGGUUCUGGUUCCCCUUACAGCGAGGAAAGUCCUUCUCAACCAGUGGAGAGCAAUCCCGCAAUGGAUCUUAUCAACAGUAUCCAAGUUAAUGACGAGGAGGGCCGAUCUCGCCAACGUGUUCUUGCAUUUGCUGCCCGCAAGUAUGCUAGCGCGAUCGAACGCAACCCGGAAGAUCAUGAUGCAUUAUAUAAUUGGGCACUGAUUCUUCAGGAAAGCGCUGAUAAUGUCAGUCCUGAUUCCGUUUCACCUUCUAAAGACGAUUUGCUCGAGGAGGCUUGUAAGAAGUACGAUGAGGCAACCCGUCUAUGUCCUACACUUUACGAUGCUUACUACAACUGGGCGAUAGCAAUCUCUGAUAGAGCAAAGAUGCGUGGUCGUACCAAGGAGGCUGAAGAACUGUGGGAACAGGCAACUAAAAACUAUGAAAAAGCUGUCCAGCUCAACUGGAACAGUCCUCAGGCCCUGAACAACUGGGGACUCGCUUUGCAGGAACUCAGUCAAAUCGUUCCUGCUCGGGAGAAAGAAAAAGUUGUCAGAACUGCAAUUAGCAAGUUUCGGGCAGCAAUCAGGUUGCAAUUUGAUUUUCAUCGAGCCAUAUACAACCUUGGAACUGUUCUGUAUGGAUUAGCUGAAGACACACUAAGAACCGGGGGUUCAGGCAACGCCAAAGACGUGCCUCCUGGUGAGUUGUACAGCCAAUCUGCCAUCUAUAUUGCUGCUGCUCACGCGUUGAAGCCAAGCUACUCAGUUUACAGUAGUGCUUUGAGACUCGUGCGUACCAUGCUACCUCUACCGCAUCUUAAAAUUGGGUAUCUGACGGCACCGCCCAUGGGAAACCCGCUUGCCCCUCACAGUGAUUGGAAGCGUUCAGAGUUUGGGCUCAAUCACGAGAGGCUUCAACAGGUGGUGAAGCCCGAACAGAGAGAAAUGGAGCGAAGCCUCUCAGGGAAACCCGAGGCAUUGGAAGCUGAAAAGAAGACAAUAAAAGUGAACAUUCCAGACAUUGUGUCAGCAUCUGCUUGUGCUGAUCUUACUCUUCCUCCGGGGGCUGGUCUCUGCAUUGAUACAAUCCAUGGCCCUCUUUUCUUGGUUGCAGAUUCAUGGGAAACUCUGGAUGGAUGGCUGGAUGCGAUCCGAUUGGUUUACACCAUCUACGCGAGAGGGAAGAGUGAUGUGUUAGCCGGCAUCAUCACCUCUUGAUGCCACAACUUUCACUACUUGUUUAUGCUAUUUGUUCUUUUGGGUUUAUAUGAUGGUAUUAUGAUUAAAAAAACCUUUUUUGUUUUUGUUUUUUUGAUGCUAUGUGUCUCUUUAGAUUGUUGUUGAGAUGCUAUUUUUAAUCCUCUUAUAUAAAGUAGCAAGUUUUUUUUCUUC